Auanema sp. JU1783 is the source of this 411-nucleotide messenger RNA. The record is from the annotation of a GenBank genome assembly. NCBI's taxonomy places the organism in Eukaryota, Metazoa, Nematoda, Chromadorea, Rhabditida, Rhabditidae.
AUGUCGCUUUCUGAGAUGCUUAAGGAACAUAACAAGCAGAAAACAUUAAGGAAGGAAAUGCAGGAAAAAUUAAAAAACGAAGCAAUAGUGUCUGCUCAUAACUUAUCCUCUGCUGUAAUUGAUCAUCUGAAUUCGAAAGUAUCGCAAGCAUACGCCAAUCAGAAGAGGUUAGAUGUGGAAGCAAAACGUUUUGAAUGCAAUGCUAUAGCUCUUUGUCGUCAAUCAGAGCAAUGGUUAACGGUAACCGAGACUUUAAAUCAAGCUUUAAAAGAAGUAGGUGAUGUGAAUAACUGGUCAGUAGCUAUUGAGAAAGAUAUGGCAAUAAUUACAGAAUCCUUACGAACAAUUUAUGAAGAAUGUCACAAAUCACCGGAUGCUACAGAAUCUAAAGUUUCUCCAUCUGAGCAGUGA